GCGCCCUUUUUAACCGCCUUAGGUUGCUGUUGCCGUUAUUGUCCUCUAGAUGGCAGCAGCAUAUCACAUGACGUUAACCACGUGAUCUUGCGAACGCUCAUAAACAAAGCACCGCUGGGAAAGAGUCAUUCAAGAAAAUCACCGUCAGGAACAAGUUAGAAACUUUUCCCUCAGCAGAUGCAGCUUUAUUCAGAGCAGGACACGUGUUACAGGCCUAAUGGAGAAGACAAGCCAACCUGUGAAAAAGAGAGGAAAAACUCGCUCCAAAGGGAAAGGAAAAUCACUGAAGAAAAAAGAGAAACGCUCAGAUUUCACCUGCGCUCAGUGUGGAAAGAGUCUGUCAUGCAAAAAAACUCUGAAUUAUCACAUGAGGAUCCACACAGGAGAGAAACCAUACACAUGUUCUCAGUGUGGGGAGAGUUUCAGAUACUUAACAUCUCUUAAUAAACACAAGAGGACCCACACGGGAGAGACACCAUUCACCUGCACUCAGUGUGGCUUGAGUCUGAAUUGCAAACAGAGUCUGGAGAUGCACAUGAGGAUCCACACUGGAGAGAAACCGUUCACAUGUUCUCAGUGUGGGAAGAGUUUCAGUCAAGCCUCAUCCCGUAAUAGACACAUGAUCAUCCACAAUGGAGAGAAAACACACGAAUGUGACCAAUGUGGGAAAGCCUUUUUGAGGGCUUCAGAACUGAAGAUUCACCUUAGAGUUCAUACAAAGGAGAAAUCCUAUUCAUGCUCUGUGUGUGGAAAGACUUUUAAACACCUCCACACUUUAAGAGUUCAUGAGAAGACCUACACUGGAGUGAGAGAGUUCAUGUGCUUUGAGUGUGAGAAAACCUUUAUUACAGCUAUAGCCUUAAAACUGCACAAGAGGACUCACACUGAAGAGAAACCUUACCAGUGUGAACACUGUGACAAGAGUUUUAGACUGCCAAACACCUUGAAAGCGCAUGAGAGAAUUCACACUGGAGAGAAACCUUACAUGUGUUCAUACUGUGACAAGAGAUUCAGUCGGUUAGAUUCACUGAAGUCACAUGAGAAGGUUCACACUGGAGAGAAACCUUACAAGUGUUUACUAUGUGGGAAGAGCUUCAGUUGGUUACUGAGCCUGAAAAUGCAUGAGAAGAUUCACUCUGAAGAGAAACCUCACAAGUGUGCAAACUGUGGAAAGAGAUUCAGACAACUACGAAGCCUGAAAAUUCAUUAAAGGAUUCACACUGGAGAGAAACCCUACAAGUGUUCACACUGCGACAAGACAUUCAGUUACUUAGAAAGCUUGAAAUUACAUGAGAGGAUUCACACUGGAGAGAAAUCUUACAUGUGUUUCCAGUGCAAGAAGACAUUCGGUAGGUUAGGACAACUGAAAAGACAUGAGAUGAUUCACACAGGAGAGAAACCGUACAAUUGUUCACACUGCGACAAGAGAUUCAGUCGAUCAGAAAACCUGAAAAAACAUGCGGCGAUUCACACUGGAGAGAAAACUAACUAGUGUUCACAUUGCAACAUGAUUCAGUCAGCUACGAACCCUGCACAAACACAAGUGCAAGUAUUUGCAGCUUAAGACUACUCAAACUACCCAAAUGGCAAACAUUUACCUAGACCAGGGGUCACCAAACUUGUUCCUGGAGGGCCGGUGUCCUGCAGAUUUUAGCUCCAACCCUAAUCAAACAGACCUGAACAGCUAAUCAAGGUCUCAUAUGCAUACUUGAAACACUCAGGCAGGUGUGUUGAAGAAAGUUGGAGUUAAACCCUGCAAAGACACCGGCCUUCCAGGACUGAGAUUGGUGACCCCUGACUUAGACAGUCAAGCUGGGCGAAUAAUCGAAAAGUAAUUGAAAUCGACAAUCAGAACCUGUAAUCAAUUUUUUUUCCAGGUCAAUUUUUCAGUAAUUUUCUCUACUGCGUAUGGAGUCAUGUGACACUGCUCUGUUAAGGCUGAUUUAUACUUCUGCAUCGAACCCUCAGGUAUGAGUGGAAGCUGUGCCAUAUAUGCCUCGAGACGGCGUAUUUGUUAUUAAAAUAAAAUGAUUAUUGAAAAUGAU
Molecule: messenger RNA, 2045 nt
Organism: Danio rerio (zebrafish)
Lineage: Eukaryota; Metazoa; Chordata; Actinopteri; Cypriniformes; Danionidae
Source: RefSeq, a predicted model, not a curated record